Molecule: messenger RNA, 5165 nt
Organism: Microbotryum saponariae
Lineage: Eukaryota; Fungi; Basidiomycota; Microbotryomycetes; Microbotryales; Microbotryaceae
Source: the annotation of a GenBank genome assembly
AUGGUCACGUCGAUCGCCCGGACGGCGGUGCCGAUCUGGUCGCCGCAGCAGCUGCGUCGCGCGACGCCCCUGUUGGCUACCGGCACCGUCUCGGGCGCGCUCGACGCCUCGUUCUCGUCCGACUCGUUGCUCGAACUGUGGGACCCGUUCGCCGCGACAGGCUCCUCGUCCUUACCCCCGGUCGAAGGCUUGGACCUCGGCAACCCGAAUCAGAACCGAGCACAAGCACUACUGGACCAGACCGAGCAGACCGAGUUGUCGACGCCGUUGGCGAGCCUCGCCGUCGGUUCGCGCUUCAAUCGGCUCGCGUGGGGCCACAUCAAGCAGCCCGACAAAGCGCUCGGUGUGAUCGCCGCCGGCCUCGAGAAUGGCGAGAUUGGGCUCUGGGACCCGAGUAGGCUCAUCGACAAGACUCGUGGAGAGUGAGUUGAAGCUGGCACAGGCCGGUUCUGCGCUACGGUCGAGGGAACAGUGGCGAGAAGCCGGUACACACACACACACACGCCGGGCGCCAGGCGUUCUCAACGUGGCCGGGUGUGACGUGUGACGUGGUCCGCUCUACAGUCGGCCCCGGCUGGCCGCUCAUGUUUCUCCACCCGCGCCAUCGUACUUUGGGACUGACACCCGUGUUCCUGAUUCGCCAACAGCGCCUCGCUCGCCCGCUACGACCUGCACAAGGGGCCCGUACGGGGACUCGACUUUAACCAGCACCAGACCAACCUCCUCGCGUCCGGCGCGACCAACGGCGAGGUGAGUACACUGCACGGAGCACGUGGUCCAAGCUGACAAGCUGACCCCACCACACCUCACACCAUAACUAGAUCUUCAUUUGGGACCUGACCACACCCAGCAAGCCUUUCUCCCCCGGAGCACGGUCACGCUCACUCGACGACAUCACCGCCCUCGCGUGGAACUCGCACGUCGUGCAUGUCCUCGCCACCGGCUCCAACUCGGGCUACACCGUCGUGUGGGACCUCAAGUCCAAGCGCGAGGUGACGGCCCUGUCCUACUCGGGCGUCGCACCGACCGGCGUGGGAAGUGGUUUCGGCCAGCCCGGGUGGGGCGCACCCGGUGGAAGCAGGGGCGUCAGUGCCGUGCAAUGGCACCCGACCAACGUGAGUGCGGUGCGGAUCUAGCGAGCACGUUGGGACUCGGCAAUUGCGACGCUGACUCUUUGGACUUGCAACCCUUGGCUAUUGGCAGCCUACAAAACUCGCGACCGCGACCGACGACGACCACAACCCCAUCAUCAUGCUCUGGGACCUCAGAAACUGGAAGGAGCCAGAGAGGGUGAGGGCCCGACCCAAAGAGAGCAUUCACCCGAAACAUAGUAAUCUGACGUUUGCGCUCUUCCUUCUCCCUGACGCAGAUCCUGACGGGUCACGAAAAGGGUAUCCUUUCGCUCGAUUGGUGCUCCCAAGAUGCGGACCUGCUGCUCAGUUCAGGCAAGGAUGGUCGCACGAUCGCUUGGAACCCGUCGACGUCCGAGAUGGUCGCCGAGGUCACGCCCUCAAGCAACUGGUCCUUCGACACGCAGUGGUGCCCGCGCAACCCUUCCAUCAUCUCGACCGCCUCGCUCGACGGCAAGAUCACGCUGCAGUCGAUCCAGUCCACCGCUGCUCCCACCGCUGCCGCCGACGCUGCUGCCACCUCGAUGGGUGCCGGUGGGGACGGCACCAACAUGUUCGAGGCGGCCAUCUCCGCGAACGCGGCCAACUACCCGACCAAAUCGCUUGCGCACGCCCCCAAGUGGUUGCGAAGACCCGCAUCGGUCGCGUUCGGCUUUGGCGGCAAGCUCGUCAGCAUCUCCCACACCGCUGCGCCUGCCGGUGCGGCACCAGGCACACCUGCGACGCCCAGCGUUUCGAUUCGCAACGUCGUUGUGCAGCCCGAGGUCGUGGAACGCGCGGUUCGACUCGAUGAGGCCCAAUCCAAUGGCACACUCGCCCAAUUCUGCGAACAGCGAAGCGCCGAGAUUGAGCAAUCCGUCGACAUCGACCCCAAGUUGAAGGAGGGCGAGGUGUCGAGUUGGAAGCUCUUGGCGUCACUCUUUGGUGCCCAGUCCAAGGGCGGGCUGAUCGAUCUGCUCGGCUUCGAUCGCUCCGACCACAAGGCCAAGGUCGACGAGGCCGUCAAGGCGCUCAAGGAGAAACUUCCUGCGAGUACGCUGGCCAUCUCGACGCUAGGGUCGAACCCGGAAGGUGUGAACGGCGUUCAGGAAACCGCCGAUGGUGCGAUCCCGCUGGGAUCCGAGCUCGACGACUCGACGGCGACCAGCAACAGUCUUGCCAGUGAAGUGACCAAGCAGUCGAGCGAAACGACCGAGCCGAGUCUCUUUGGCGGUGCCGACGAUGGCGCGUCGUUGAACGCUGGUGCGUCGCAAGCCGCCGCCGAUUUCUACUCGCAGAUCGGCUCCGGUCGAGCCGGCUUGCCCGACCACCUUUUCAGCAACGGCAACCGCGAGAACUUUUCUUCCGCAGCAGCGACCGCCGGUUCAACGAGUUCGGUAGCAAGUCUCAACCUGCGUGCGACGACGUUCAAGAUCUACCGCGACGACGAAUCCGAGGUCGACCGACUCAUCACCAAAGCGCUCGUGCUUGGCGACUUUGCCUCGGCCGUCGCCUUGGCUUUGUCGAACGACCGCUUUGCCGAUGCCAUCCUGUUCGCCGUGCGAGGCGGGGACGAGUUGCUCGCGACGACACAAAGCAUUUACUUUGAGCGACAACAAGCCGCUGGUGCACCGUACUUGCGCGUGCUGCAGUCAAUCGUCGGCAACGACCUCGCCGACGUCGUGCAGAACGCACACUUGGCCCAGUGGAAAGAGAUAUUCGUCGUCUUGUGCACGUACGCGAACGCAAAUGAGUUCCCGAGCCUGUGCGAGCAGCUCGGUCAACGCCUCGAGUACCAGUAUGACACCGUCAAGGACUCGUCGCCGUCGACUGCCGCUACCGAGCUGCGCAAGAACGCCAUCUUGUGUUAUCUCGCCGCCGGCAAGCUCGAGAAGGUCGUCGGAAUUUGGGUGCAGCAGAUGGAGGAAGACGAGCAGGCGUCGCGAGCUCAGAAUGGUGCUCAUGGUGGAGCGCAACGGUACGAAGCCCACGCUAAGGCGUUGUCGGCUUUCGUCGAAAAGGUCUCGGUCUUCCAACAGGCCGUCGAUUACGUCGACACGGACUUGCACGUCCAAUCGGCCGAACCGGGCAGGAGGGUCUACAAGCUCGCAGAGCUGUACGAGCGUUACGUCGAAUACGCCGAAUUGCUCGCCGCGCAAGGUCUGUCGCACAUCGCGCUCAAAUACAUUGUGCAGGUUCCGCAUGAUUUCCAGGGUUCGACCGAUGCGAGUGGUCCGUCGUUGGCGCGCGAUCGGUUGCUUCGAGCGACGGGGAACCAAUCGGCCGGAGGUGUGUUUGGCUCGAACCAGCGCAUUGUUGCUGGGGCCACGCCUGUUGCAUCGACCUCUUACGGCGCCAGCAACAACGUCUACGGGACCUCAAACUACAGCAACUACGGACAGCCGGCCUAUGCGCAGCAGCAGUCGUCGGGCUACGCACCCGCUCAGUCGUCGUACGGGGCACCGCCUCUCCAGAACAACGCGUACGGCACCUCUCAGCGCUCGGCGUACGCACCCGCAGGCGGGAGCACCUCGUCCUACAACAACGCACUCGACGACCCUUACGGCCCGGGAGGUGGACAUCCAACCAACGCCUACGGGGCUGCGCCGCCAGUCUCGCAACCGUUCAACCCGUAUGGUCGGCCGCAACCCGCCGCGGCACCGAUGUCGGACCCGUACGCUCCUCAGCAGGGCAGUGGGUUCGUCCCUCCUACCCCCGCUCUGCGAGAGCAAUCGCCGAACUAUGCGGCGACCGCUGUGUCUUCGAUUGCGCCUCCACCUCGCUCCAAGCCCGACAUUGGAUGGAACGAUGCUCCUCAGGUGCAGCGUAAAGCUACGCCAGCGGCUGCGACUUCGGCUGCGCCGCCUCCCAAGGCUGCACCCAUCACUUCUCCGUUCCCCAACAUGUCGCCCGCACAAGGAGGAGCAGGUGGCCCACCUCCACCUGCGUUCGGUGGUGCCGCAGGAGGCGGAGGAUUCGCCGUUCCACCCCCAACCCCGAGCCGUGGAAGCAACCGCACACCUGCUCCGGUCCCUCCCCCACCGCAAGCAGGUCAACGAUUCGCUAACGCACCCCCUGUGCCUCAACCUUCGGCCGCUCCGUCGCCGUAUGCGCCUCCGCCACCCCAGGCGCUACAGCCGCAGCAACAGUCGAACCCGAGCCCUUCACCGUACGCUCCUCCGCCGGCCCCUCAGGGUCAACGAUUCGCUCCUCCGCCACCGCCCCAGGGUGGAGCAGGCGCUCGUCCCACCCCUCCUGCGGGAUUCCCUGCCCCUCCCGCCGGCUACCGAGGGCCUCCUGUCAACGACGGCGAUUUCCGACCUUCCUCGGCUGCUGGUCGAGGCCGACCCUUCCCGCCGGGUCAAGGACCGCGAGGCCCGACUCCGAACGCUCCUCAGAGCUUUGCGACGAAUGGGAACGGACCUGCGCCACCGAACCCCUAUGCGCCUCCCCCGAGUGGGCAAGCGCCUUCGGGACCUUACGCACCUCCCGCGGGUGCGCAGAACGGGCCUCCUCGACCUGGAGGCUUCCCCGGUCCGCCGCAAGGGUAUCAGCCGCAGGGUGGUCCGGCACCCCCACCUCCGUCACAAACUCCGACCCCUGCGCCCCCUCCUGGUCGCCCUGGACCCCCCAAGCCCAAAUACCGUGAGUUUGAACGCGAGGUAUCCAAUGCUGAUUAUCGAUUGAGAUACUGACAUGUGCGUGCUCCGCUCCACAGCCCCUGGUGACACCACGCACAUUCCGGCCGAGUCCAAGCCGAUCUACACCUGCCUCAACGCGCAGCUCACGGGGAUGCGCAACCUGCCCCCUGGUCCACCGCAGCAACGCAAGAUGGUCGAAGACACGGCCAAGCGUCUGUCGAUGCUGUUUGACGCGCUCAACUGCGAAACGCUCUCGGUCGCGACGCGGGACCGGCUGCUCGAGAUCUGCCGCGCGAUCGACGCGAAGAACAAGGCGCAGGCGCUCGACUUGCACUUGCAGAUGUUGACGAGUGGGGCCAACGACCUCGCGGCGUGGCAAGCGGCGGUCAAGUUGAUCAUUUCCCGGUUGCCGUGA